CUCUUCUCUCUCUCCACUUCCAACCGGUAAAUUCGACCCCUCUCUUCUCUCUUUCUCUCUAUCUAUCCGACACACACGCACAUAGGCAGGUUUACAUUAUGGUGCUUCACAAGGGAUGCCCUUUUAGCUACUGCUGCUGAAAUUUUCUGGUAGUAUUACUUGGAUGGGGAAGGGUUCCAAGAGCGAGCUCUUCAAGGACAAGGCAAAGAAUCGGGUGGACGAUCUGCAGGGGGUGUUUAGCGAUCUCCAAUCAGCUAGGAAGGAGAGCCGUUCGGUUGAUGUGGCCAUGCUUGAAGAGCAAGUUAACCAGAUGCUUCGUGAGUGGAAAUCCGAGCUUGAGUCAUCCCCAGCUUCUUCUCUCCAGCAGGGGGGAAGCCUGGGUAUUUCAACGGAUAUUUACCGGCUGCUGCAGCUUUGUGAGGAGGAAGAUGAUGCUACCAGUGUGUUAGCUGCACCGAAACCGGAUCCUGAUGCACAGAAGGCUGUGGAUCAAUAUACUUCUCAAGAGAAUUUUGAUGUCCCCAAUGGCCCUGAAGAACAAGGCUUCCAGUUGGAGGAGCAAUGCAAAAAUACUGCCGUGGGAGUUAACAUGGAAAUGAAUAAUAUGAAUGUUCCUUCACAGCUAGAAUAUCAUUCAUUUGAUUUUCACCAGGAUUUCGAACAACAGUAUAUAAUAGGCUUUGAUGGCACCGGGUUCACCGGGGAGGGUGUUAUGCCUCAGAUUCCUGGGUAUCAGCCAAAUAUCAGCCCCCCACCUUCUGCUUUCUUAGGGCCAAAGUGUGCCCUUUGGGAUUGUACCAGACCAGCAUUGGGGUUAGAAUGGUGUCAUCAGUCUGAUGACUAUUGCAGUAUCUACCAUGCUGGGCUUGCACCUAGUGAAGGCUAUCCUGGUAGUCCUCCUGUUGUACGACCGAGAGGCAUUGGCUUAAAGGACAAUCUACUUUUUGCUGCUCUUGGUUCAAAGGCACAAGGAAAAGAGGUAGGUAUUCCUGAAUGUGAGGGUGCUGCUACAGCAAAAUCACCUUGGAAUGCACCUGAGCUCUUUGAUCUCACUGUCCUGGAUGGCGAAACAAUCAGGGAGUGGCUGUUUUUUGAUAAGCCACGCAGAGCCUUUGAGAGUGGUAACAGGAAGCAACGGUCACUUCCAGAUUACAAUGGGAGGGGUUGGCAUGAGUCCCGGAAACAAGUGAUCAAUGAAUUUGGAGGGUUGAAGAGAUCGUACUACAUGGAUCCUCAGCCGAUGGAGAAUUUUGAGUGGCACCUUUAUGAAUAUGAGAUCAACAAGUAUAACGCGUUUGCGUUAUACAGACUGGAAGUCAAGCGUGCUGAUGCCAAGAAGAGUCCGAAAGGGAAGGUGGGCAAUGAUUCUCUUGCUGAUCUGCAAAAGCAGAUGGGCAGGCUGAGUGCUGAGGUCCCAAAUGAGAAGCAACGUGUUGUCAAAGGAAGGGGGAAGGGCACUGCAAAGGAGGGAAGUGGAAGAAUUCACUCUGGUUCGAACUCGUUGGCGGCUACACCAGGUGUAGGGAUUGAUUAUCUUGUGGAAGAUAUCAAUGGGUACUACAUACAUGAUGAUGGUUCUGGGAAAAAAGAAUAGGCUUUAUAUCCAAAGUAUAUAUAAUUGCCCUUUGAUUUCACUCUGGCCUCCACUCUCCAGGCAAAGUGGUGAAGUUGUUUUCACCUUUUUUCCUUUUCUUUUUUUCCUGAAUGGUCAAGUUAUGUUGAUAGGGAUUACUGAUGACACAUACAAAUGAGUUGGUUCAUUUUGUC
Molecule: messenger RNA, 1767 nt
Organism: Salvia hispanica
Lineage: Eukaryota; Viridiplantae; Streptophyta; Magnoliopsida; Lamiales; Lamiaceae
Product: transcription factor VOZ1-like
Biological process (GO): positive regulation of long-day photoperiodism, flowering; positive regulation of DNA-templated transcription
Cellular component (GO): nucleus
Molecular function (GO): sequence-specific DNA binding
Source: RefSeq, a predicted model, not a curated record